CCCACCAAGUAAAUUCACUCGCCUUCAUCUUUCCCAUACACAUCCAAUUCCUUCAUUUCUUUUCUCCAGUCAGCCAUGGGCGGCGAGCCCGAGCAAGCCCAGCCCCUAGCCCCAACUUCGGCCGCCGGGUCCGAUGAGGGAGCUCGCCGGAGAAGAAUGAAAUGGUGUGGAUGUAUAUCACUCUCUCUUCUACUUCUAGUUGUAGUUAUCAUCAUCAUCUUAAUAUUUACAGUGUUCAAGGUCAAAGAUCCCAAGGUAACGAUGAAUCAGGUGAAAGUCACAAAUCUGGAUCUCAAGGUCGAUGCAGUCCCUCGGCUUCAAAUUAGGGGUAAUAUGACUCUCGCGGUGGCCAUGUCGAUCAAAAAUCCUAAUGCGGUGUCCUUUAGGUUCGACAACACCACCACCACCAUAGACUACCACGGCACUACGGUGGCGGAGGCGUAUGGGCCGGCGGGCCGGGCGAAGGCACGGAGCACGUUCCCGAUGAACCUCACGGUAGACGUCAUGGCGGACCGCCUGAUGAGAAGCUCGGACCUCUUCACGGAUAUCACCGGCGCCGGCGAGAUGAACAUGACGAGCUACUCGAUUGUUCCGGGAAGGGUGAAUAUUUGGAACAUCGUGAAGAAACACGUGGAAGUGAGGAUGAAUUGCUCUUUGACUAUUGAUAUUAAUGGCCAAUCGGUCAAGGAUAUGAAUUGCAAACGUCAGGUUAAACUUUAGGUAAGGUUUUUUUUUUUUUUUUGGUAACGUUACUUUUCAAUUUUUAAUCGGGAUUGUGUCUUACUUUGAUGGGGAUUAUUGUAUCUGUAUGGUUAUUUUUGUAGCGCAGAGAGAUUUAUGUGGCUGUAAUUUUUAUUAUGGGUAGAUAAAUAACAGCUAGUUCUGUUUCAAACUCUCAAUCUUUUCACUCUUUUUAAUGUCCAUAAAUAUUCCA
This is a messenger RNA of Prosopis cineraria, 934 nucleotides long. RefSeq lists its product as uncharacterized. The record is from RefSeq and is a predicted model, not a curated record. NCBI's taxonomy places the organism in Eukaryota, Viridiplantae, Streptophyta, Magnoliopsida, Fabales, Fabaceae. The transcript has a single exon. The coding region runs from base 76 to 720 and encodes 214 amino acids.